AUGCCAUCGUCCCCGUGGGUUAAGCCCAAUACCAGCAACCGUCCAAUCGCUGUGAUCGGCGGCGGAAUCAUGGGCCGACGGAUCAGCAUGAUGUGGGUGGCAGCUGGAUAUAGUGUGAUCUUAUGCGAGAAGUCAAUCGAGAGCUACGAUGCGUCGAAGCUGGGCACCAAGCCUGGCGAAAUAAAGUUGACUGCGUCGCUGGAGGAGGCAGCGUCGAACGCCUGGAUGGUCAUCGAGGCUGUGCCGGAAAAGCUGGACAUGAAGAUCGAUAUACUGGGCCAACUGGAUAAGACUGCGCCCCUGGACUGCAUCGUGACGACGAACUCGUCUUCCUUGCGGUCGAGCCAGAUGCUCGAGAAGACGACUCACAACUUUCGCAUCUGCAAUAGCCAUUACUACAUGCCCCCCGAGCAGACAUACUACGAGGUGAUGUCGUGCGGCUACACAGAUCCGGCCAUCUUCCCGUUCCUGAUGGACAAGGCCGCCACGGCUGGAUUUCAGCCUGCUCAUGCGAAGAAGGAUUCGACCGGAUUGAUUUUCAACCGCAUUUGGGCCGCCAUCAAACGAGAAUGUUUACUGGUGAUGGCGGACGGGGUCAGUGAUGGCCGAACGAUUGACGAUAUGUUCAAGUCAUGGUUCAAGGCCGAUAAGGGUCCAUGUCAGAUGAUGGAUACUGUGGGUUUGGAUACCGUGUACAAUAUCGAGGUUGUCUAUGAGCAGCAGCGUGGUGUGUCCCCGCGGGCCAAGGAUUGGCUCAAGGCGGCCUAUAUUGAUAAAGGUAAUUUGGGCGCCAAGGCUGGUGAGGGUCUACUGGGAUAG
Penicillium argentinense is the source of this 819-nucleotide messenger RNA. Its product is annotated as 3-hydroxyacyl-CoA dehydrogenase family protein. The transcript is spliced from 2 exons. NCBI's taxonomy places the organism in Eukaryota, Fungi, Ascomycota, Eurotiomycetes, Eurotiales, Aspergillaceae. The record is from RefSeq and is a predicted model, not a curated record. Gene Ontology annotation, biological process: fatty acid metabolic process. Bases 1 to 819 code for a protein of 272 amino acids. Gene Ontology annotation, molecular function: oxidoreductase activity, acting on the CH-OH group of donors, NAD or NADP as acceptor; NAD+ binding.